This is a messenger RNA of Psylliodes chrysocephalus, 415 nucleotides long. NCBI's taxonomy places the organism in Eukaryota, Metazoa, Arthropoda, Insecta, Coleoptera, Chrysomelidae. The record is from the annotation of a GenBank genome assembly.
GCAUUGUGUAUCCUUAUCAACCACAGAGGCCGAAUUAAUAGCCUUAAGCCAAACAGUUUCUGAAGGAUUAUGGUUUAAAAAAUUAUUAGCUGACUUCGAUAUUAGAAUUGACUGUGUUAUGUUUUAUGAGGAUAAUCAAGGAUGUAUUUCUGUAAUUCAGAAUCCAGCAAAUAAUCGCAGGAUAAAACACAUUGAUUUGAAGUAUCAAUUUAUAACUGAUAAUUUAAAAAAGGGUAAUAUUAAUGUACAAUAUAUAUGUACAGACGAUCAACAAGCAGAUUUAUUGACAAAGGGCCUAAAUUUUGUUCGGUUAAACAUAUUACGAGGUCUUAUUGGAUUAAGGGAUUUUUCAGCGAGGGAGGAUGUUGUUGUAACGCUAAAAAACUCCUUAAAUUAAUGAUUGUUGACUGUCUUA